UCAAAAACUUGAAAUAAUCAAUGACCUUAGCCUUAAUAAAGAUGUAAGAUAUAAAGGAUGUUAUAAGGAAAGUCCUUAUUGUAAUCAAAGAAUGUUAAAUGGUACAUCAGAGGAACACUCCGGAAUGACAAUUGAAGAUUGUUUAAAAUUUUGCGGAGGAAAUAAUUUCAAGUAUGCAGGACUCGAGGUAGGGUCGCAGUGUUUUUGCGAUAAUGAUUAUAGAAGUCUAACCAGACUUUCCAUAGAAGAAUGUAGUUCUAGUUGUGAAGGUAAUAGUUCGCAAAUCUGUGGGGGUCCUUUGGCCCUUAGUAUAUAUAAUGCUUCAGAUUUUAUACCAUCUCCAAAUGUUCCUCCACCGUCUUCACCAGGUGGUCUUUCAGGUGGUCAAAUAG
Messenger RNA from Racocetra persica, 392 nucleotides. The record is from the annotation of a GenBank genome assembly. NCBI's taxonomy places the organism in Eukaryota, Fungi, Glomeromycota, Glomeromycetes, Diversisporales, Gigasporaceae.